ACCUUAGCUUAUCACCUUAUCUAUAUAGAUCGUGUGCCGCGCCGUCCCUCCCUCAGAGCGCGCGCAGAAGAAAAACCUCAGCCAUCGGCCGGAGAUCACGCGAGAAAUCAGUCCGUCCGACAUGGCGGCCGGAGGAGGGAGUGACGACGAGCUCAAGCUGCUGGGGUUCUGGGCGAGCCCGUUCGUGCACCGGGCGCGGGUCGCGCUGCACCUCAAGGGGAUCACCGGCUACGAGUACGCCGAGGAGGACCUCACCAGCAAGAGCGACCUCCUCCUCGCCUCCAACCCCGUGCACGCCAAGGUCCCCGUGCUCCUCCACGGCGGCAAGCCCGUCUGCGAGUCCAUGCUCAUCGUGCAGUACCUCGACGAGGCCUUCCCCGGCUCCGGCUCCGGCCCCGCCCUCCUCCCCGCCGACCCCCACGACCGCGCCGUCGCCCGCUUCUGGGCCGCCUACGCCGACGACCACUUCUUUGCCUCGUGGAUCAAGGCGUUCGCGGGGACGACGGACGAGGAGAGGGCGGCGGCGACGGAAGCCGCGGCGGCGGCGCUGCAGAAGAUGGAGGGCGCGUUCGGCGAGUGCUCCAAGGGCAAGGCCUUCUUCGGCGGCGACGCCCCGGGGUACGUGGACAUCGCGCUGGGUGGGUACGUCGCGUGGAUGCGCGCGUUCCACGCGGUGGCCGGCGUGGACCUCCUGGACGCCGCCCGGACCCCGUUGCUGGCGGCCUGGGCUGAGCGCUUUGCCGCGCUCGACGCCGCCAAGGAGGUCAUCCCGGACGUCGACCGCAUCGCCGAGUUCGCCAAGCGCGAUUUGCUGCCGCUGCUCCAGAAACUGCAUACAAAAACAGAGCAGUGAUCGAGCCAACCAUUUACUGCUAGCGCUAGCAGUAGGCCUCGAAUUGGUGGCGGUGCUGCUGCUUGAAAUAAGGAUGCACAGUACUCCCUCCGUUCCUAAAUAUAAUAAGACUUUUUAGAGAUUGCACUAUAAACUACAUACGGAUAUAUAUAGACAUAUUUUAGAGUGUACAUUCACUCAUUUUGUUCCGUAUGUAGUCGCCUAGUGAAAUCUCUAAAAUGUCUUAUAUUUUGAAACGGAGGGAGUACAAGUUAAUAUGGGGUAUCAUUCUUCGGCAUGUAUCUUCUUCAUCUGCUGAUCGUGGGUUGUUAUACACAUGCACUUGGUACUAAUUCUUCCACAUGUAUCUUCUUCAUGUGUGACAUUACAAGUUAAUAAAAAUGCCCUUUUUCUUUUUGCAAAGAUGAAAUAAAAAAACCUAAUCGAUGUCCAGCGAGUAGGCGCGAUGCAGCGGCCGCGUCACAACCGUCCAUCUAAACGAAGCGGUAGACACGUGGGUCCGACAACGCGGGGCGGUGGGGGCUUUAUCUUCGAAUUUUUAGGGAGACGAGCCGUCCACACUCCACUUCUCAUUACCCAUUCCCCUCCCUCACUCUCUCCGCCAAAUCCCUAGCAUCGGAGUCCACCAUUGACGGGAGAGCUAGUACGGGGGUGGUGCGGGAGGAAGCGGGAUUGGGGGGCGGGCAACAAGUGGAUCGGCGGGGGAGACCCCGCGCCGCGCACUCGACCGGAGGAAGGGUGCUCUACACACGGAGGCUGUGGGCCGACGAAGAUCCAAGUCGUCUCUGCCGCAUCCACGGAAACCACAGCAUUCGCUGCUAUCACCAAAAGGUAGAAGGGCCAGCUGUAGACCCGCCUGGAGAGAACUCAGGGUCCAUCCACAUCCAUCUCGACUCCAAGCAUCUAGAGAAACACGAAAGCCAGUUGAAAGGCAAGACUUUUAUACUGGUUUUAAGAUGGAGGACUUCGCAGAUCAAAAUGAUAGCGAGAACAAGGUACAAAACAAUAGUCAAGCAAAAUUCAAGGGCCAGGAGUCAGCAGCUUCUUAUGUUCAUAGCACCAAGUUCAGCAACAUUCAGUACAAAGGCUAGUUUUUGCAGUUUUUGUAGUUUGUAGGCAACAUUCAGCAACACCAGGUUCAACAACAACUCAGUACAGAGGCUAGAUUUUGCAGUUUUUGCUCUGAAAUAGACAGGGAAAUCUACUAGUUCCAUUCAGCAAUAGACAGGGAAAUCUACUAUUUCUUAAGACAGUACCUAGACAAACUGAAUUGCUCUUGAUAGACAUGUUUACCUUUUGCUGUUUCACUUUGAAGAGUUUUACCCAGUUGUGGGAGUUGAA
Messenger RNA from Hordeum vulgare subsp. vulgare (domesticated barley), 2194 nucleotides. Its product is annotated as probable glutathione S-transferase GSTU6. The transcript is spliced from 5 exons. The record is from RefSeq and is a predicted model, not a curated record. NCBI's taxonomy places the organism in Eukaryota, Viridiplantae, Streptophyta, Magnoliopsida, Poales, Poaceae. Gene Ontology annotation, cellular component: cytoplasm. Gene Ontology annotation, molecular function: glutathione transferase activity. Bases 122 to 853 code for a protein of 243 amino acids. Gene Ontology annotation, biological process: glutathione metabolic process.